Molecule: messenger RNA, 4110 nt
Organism: Cherax quadricarinatus
Lineage: Eukaryota; Metazoa; Arthropoda; Malacostraca; Decapoda; Parastacidae
Product: ras guanine nucleotide exchange factor Y
Source: RefSeq, a predicted model, not a curated record
ACAUCAAAUCUGUGGCCCUAGGAAAAGGUCCACAACAACUCAACAGUCAGUGCUCUGGUACCCAAGUUUCAGACGCCCUUGGCAUCCCGAUCAUAGUGUGGCUAGAGGACAGGAGGUGCCUGUUAAGCACUUCUCUUUUCUACCAAUGUUGCUCCAGUUGCCAGAAUUAUUAGUACUGGAGUGUCUCCUGGCUAAAGCUCAUGAUGGAUCAUUCUUGGCAUACCCCUCUUGAAAAGGUAGCUCUAGCAAGUCCAACACCAUGGUCUUCAUCUUCAAGUGAUUCAUCUCAACACCAUUCUGUGCCUUCUUCUCCCAGAGCUCCUCUCUGUGCAGCUACUUCAGAUCUUCAUAGACCAAUAUCUAUUUCCCCACCUUCCUCCUUGUCUCCUGUGGAUCACCAUUACCCACUGUUUGAUUUACCUAUUGGAAAUACACAAGGUGAUGCAUCCAAGGUUACAAUGAGAUGCAGGGAUACAGAUGUAUCACAGAAGUCAACAGCAUCUACACCUCAGCAUAAAUAUGAAAGCACAGGUAUGAGCAUGGAAGAAUUAGCUACUGUUGGGAAGUGGAUAGCAGACACACAAGAAGAGCUGAAGAAAACCAGGGGUGUGGGCAACCUGCUGGGUCCUCCGCCUUCACGUUUGUCUGCAAUUAUUCAGGGGCUUUCUACUGGCACAUUUGAUGAAGAUAAAUACAUAAUUUCUCGGAGAGUAGACCAACACAUCGACAGAGUAUUUAGAAAUGCUGUGAUAAACGAUAAGGAAGGAAAACGUGUACCAUCAACAUCAUGCAAUGUGCCACCAGUCAGCCGGUGUUCCAUUGGGCCAUGUGACCAUGAAGCUAAGCCUUACAUGUCUGCUGCUCCCUCUCAGUGUGACCAAGACCCAAAACCUGAUAAACCACAGAUCCCUCCCCAAGCACAGCCUGUGUCUUACUUUUCAAAGCAGCCUCUACCCCACCCUGUAACUCGUCCACCACCACUUUUCAUGCCAUCACUUAAUACACAAAGACCAAGUGAUCCAUUAGAGCCUCUUCAAGGCUAUGUAUUUAAAGGUAAAAAAAUACAUAAGAAUAAAAGAAGACACAAUAAAAAUAUAGGAGUUCAAACUACCAAUCUAAUAAAAGAACAGACAUCUAAUAAUACUGAAGAAAAAAUGAAAGAUAUUUCAACACAUCCUCAUCCCGAUACACCAAGAAAUGAUGGAGCUGAAGAAUUAAAAGGAGUUUCUGAUGUAUCAAAAACAAACAGGAGGAUGCAAGACUUAAAACUUAAACUUAAAAUAUCUUCUCAAGCAAGUGUGAACAUUCCAAGAGAGAAUACAACAUUAUUGCUUCCAGGUAUAUCAAUAACUCCACGUGACCUUCCUGUUAGGCAGUCACAGGACAAAAAUAUGAUUAUUGAGGUGAUUCAUGAAAGCAUGAAAGAGGAUCCCUUAUCAUUAAGAAUUAGUAGUCAAACUGAAGAUAAUCAACCUGACAACAGUGACAAGUACAAUAAAGAGUUAAAUGAUGAAGCAUCUCAAAUGAUAUUUAGUAACAGCAAUGCAGAUGUUGAAAGAUCAUUAUCUAAUGUUGCAUAUGUACUUCAAGUGAAAACCAAUGGGGAAGAGGACCAUCAGUUACACAAUGAUCAAACACCACUGGUAGAAGAAACAAACAACAAUAAACCAGAUAUUGUAUAUGUUAUAGAUUAUAAUGAGAAAGACAAGCAUAACAGACAGCAAGGGCUAAGUAACAACUUUGGUGUUGAUGAUGACAACAGAAGCAGUGACAAUGAAAUAGAAAGUUUGCCAAAAGUGAAGUGGAAAGAGGUGGUUGUAGAAGAAUGCAGGGAUGAAAAUGAUGAAAAUAUACAAAAAGUGUUAUAUGAAGCGGAAGAUAGAUUGUGUCAGUAUGAUCUCAAGUUAAGAAUUUUACAGAGACUUGAAAAGCGACUGAGAGACCUGGUGCAAAUAGAACCAACCCCAGCUGCUGUGCCAGAUGCCCAAAUUGAGUUUGUACCAGUUCUUUCCCAGGACAACCACCAGGAUAAACAGUGUGAUGACCAAACUCAGUUUCCUCUGGAAGCCAGGACAGCAGUGAGAGCAGUUCUGGAAGGUUUAGUGCGAGAGAGACUGAACGCAGCAGCUUUACAGGUCAAAGAUAAUGAUACAGAGGAAGAAGCAAUUUCACCAUGUCACAGCUUGAGCCAAGAUAAGUCAAGCAGUACCUCACAAAUAAACGCUCCUUCAGAUUCCCAUCAUGAAGCUCUGCCUGAGUCACAUGGCCUUGAGCAGAUAAGAACACCUUCUCCAUCUCCCUCACCACCAAAAGAGGAGGCAUCUCCAAGGAGACUGUUAACUCCUCAGCUUUCCCAUGAAGAGGAAAAGGCUAGUGAAGAUGUUGCAACUCCUCCUCCAUCACCUACAUUCAAAGUGCCAAUGUUAGAUAUAAAAUAUCAAGUGACUCCCUCUGUAACUCCUGGAUCUUCUCCAGGCAAAGUGAGGAAAAAUGUCACUCCUGAAUGUACUCCCAGAGUUUCUCCUUUCCAUCUGGGAAAUGUGGUACAACAGCCCAACACUCCAACAGAGUCUCCUACACCACAGCAGGCAUUAGAUGAAGAAAUGGAAGCCCAUCAUAUUCCUACACCUACAUCUUCAGCAUCAUCACCAACCCCUUACAAGCCACCAAAACCUGACUCUGUUGGUUCAUUAUCAUCAUCAUCUCAAGCUAUGGCAGAGAGAAGUAUUCCAAGGUUGCUUGACCAGAGCACCCAGGCACAUAUGACAGAUAGAACACCUGCAGCCAUGGAGGAUGUAGAAACUCAAGUGUCAUAUGAAGACAACAGAAACUUUGCUUUCCCCGAGACUCCAUCAAUCAUUUGUCAGUCUUCAACUGAUAUCACUGUAUCUUCAUUAGCAGAGGCAAGUGAUGUCACUUGUUACACUGUAUCUGACGGAGAGAUCAUCAGUGGUGCUGCAGUAGUGAACACAUCAGUGGAGGAAGGAGAAGUGGCUUUAACCCAACACCUUCACUACUUAACCAGUGACAGUGCCAGGACCACGGCUUUCAUAAACAAAACUACUGAACCUAAUAGGGCAUGUGUACAAUGUUCCAAGUGUCAGAAUGUGAUGUCUGAGGGAGAGUUAGAGCUGGAUGAGAGCAGUGAAGGAUUGUUGAGUAUGGAGGAUCAUGAAAGUGGCAAAGACCAGCAAGUGACUUCAGAGGAAUCUCAAGUGGAAUUGUUGCAGCCAAGCCAGAUAAUUGCCACACCUGUAGACAGUCUGCAAGUGUCGGUUGUCCAGAAUGAGAGUUACUCGAGCGGAGAUGCCACAACGCUCUCCAACGAUGACUUGACAAAACUUCGCGAAGAAAAUUCACAGCUGUUGUUUCGGUUAAGGAACUUUGGUUCAUUUUCCUUCCUUACCAAAAACUUCCAGUCUUUCCAUUCAUCAUCAUCAUCAUCAUCAUGAUCUUAUUAGCAAUAAUAAUAAUGUUUACUUCUGUGAGCCAUACAAAAAAAUGUAGUUAAAUGUAUUUAUAUAAUAGUAGGCACAAAAGAAAUCCACUGAUUAUGCAGUGCUUAAGUGCCUUAUGUAAUUACCUUUAUGAAGUUACCUGAGCUUGUGCAUCAUCCUCAAUAAUUCUUAUAUAAUUUUAUAAUUUUUUCAGUUUGUAGCACUUGUUACUCAGUUCUAUAAUUUAUUUCUUUGCUUAAUCAUUUUGCAAAAAAAAAAAAAAAAAAAAAAAACCUUCAUUUCCAUAUUUUUCCCAACUUACAGCUGUGGCCUUUUGUUUUUCCUGUUGAAGGUACAAAUAACACAAGAAUAGUGUAAUAAUGCUGAGCUGUUAAGGAAAAAAAAUUAUUAAAUCUUUUGGAAAGUAAUGAAAAAGCUGUUUGUACUGUAAUAAGUAAAUCAAUAAAUAAGUAUGCAGUUGUUUCUCACUUGUCUGUACCUUUCUCACAAGUACAUGCUAAUCUCACUUGUCUGCAAUUUGAAUUGUACUACAGUACCAAAAUUCUACUUACAGUGGUCCCUCAAUAAUCAUCCUGCUUGAAAGUCGUCCAUUUCGGAAAGUCCUGUUAUUUCGUCUAAACAUUGGCUCGCAAAUGAUUCGUUAACUCGCUAA